UGUCGGGCGAUUUCGAUGCGAUUACGGGAAAAAGGCCGGUAUGGUCCCUUUCGGGUUCUUUCUGCUGAUAAUAAAUAAAUUGUAAGUGAAAUUGCCACAAUGUUUCGUACAGUUAUUUUACAAGUACGCAACCAAAUUACCCGCUUAAACAAUGUACGAUAUUUUACGCAAGAAAUGAACGAAACAAUAAAUAUAGAAAAGUGUGUAAAUAAUGUAACAUUACUUGGAAGGGUUGGAGCAGAUCCCCAGAAACGUGGCUCUGAGCACCCAGUUGUAUUAUUUUCCCUUGCGACACAUACAAAUUAUAAAUAUGAAUCAGGUGAAUUUAUGCAAAGAACAGACUGGCACAAGAUAUGUGUUUUUAAGCCUAAUUUAAGGGAUGCUGUGUAUAAAUAUUUAAAGAAAGGUCAACGAGUAAUGAUAAAUGGUAGAAUAAGCUACAGUGAAUUUAAAGAUACGGAAGGAAAAGAUGUCUUCGCUACGUCUAUUAUAGCAGAUGAUAUAAUAUUUUUCCAAUAAAGUUUCAUAUGUAAACUGUAUAUAUUUUUCUUUUCAAUAAAAUUAAUGAAAAUAGACACUUCGAUU
Messenger RNA from Cyphomyrmex costatus, 585 nucleotides. It is a transcript of the gene mtSSB, whose product is annotated as mitochondrial single stranded DNA-binding protein. Gene Ontology annotation, biological process: positive regulation of helicase activity; mitochondrial DNA replication. NCBI's taxonomy places the organism in Eukaryota, Metazoa, Arthropoda, Insecta, Hymenoptera, Formicidae. The record is from RefSeq and is a predicted model, not a curated record. Gene Ontology annotation, molecular function: single-stranded DNA binding. Gene Ontology annotation, cellular component: mitochondrial nucleoid. The coding region runs from base 100 to 519 and encodes 139 amino acids. The transcript is spliced from 4 exons.